Strongylocentrotus purpuratus (purple sea urchin) is the source of this 563-nucleotide messenger RNA. It is a transcript of the gene tctex1d2, whose product is annotated as tctex1 domain-containing protein 2. The transcript has 5 exons. Gene Ontology annotation, cellular component: cytoplasm; cytoplasmic dynein complex. The record is from RefSeq and is a predicted model, not a curated record. Lineage: Eukaryota; Metazoa; Echinodermata; Echinoidea; Camarodonta; Strongylocentrotidae. Bases 134 to 544 code for a protein of 136 amino acids. Gene Ontology annotation, biological process: microtubule-based movement. Gene Ontology annotation, molecular function: dynein intermediate chain binding.
CGAGAGGGAGAAACUCGUCGUUAAGUAUCAUUGUUGACAUGGGUUACGCGCUCUCGUCUUGAGUGAGUUGUGUCAUUUUUCAACGUUAAUACAACCCUCUAUUUCCGUAUAAAUAAGUGAUUAUUUCAUCAACAUGACGGAGGUGGAAGAAAACGCAACUAUAGAACCGGUUAAGGAGGAGCCCGCCGCUCCAAAUACCUACACGAUCCGUCCAAAUUUCCUGAAGAAAUUUCGCUCUGCUGCAGUCAAGGCAGUGAUCCACACAGUACUCAACGAGGAGCUAACAGACAAGCAGUACAGUGCAGAGGAGACGACUGCCUGGUGUAAGCAAAUCAGUGAGAAGAUUAAGGAAAGGUUAAAAGAACUCGAAUUAGACCGCUACAAGUUCAUCAUCCAAGUCGUGAUAGGAGAACAGAGAGGUGAAGGAGUCAAGAUGGGCUGUAGAUGCUUCUGGGACUCCGAUACUGACAACUAUGCACAGGAUAUUUACAUGAGCGACUCUCUGUUUUGUGUAGCGGCUGCAUUUGGAGUCUUCUACUACUAGGCCAAUGUGCAAGAUCACA